Hyphopichia burtonii NRRL Y-1933 is the source of this 1734-nucleotide messenger RNA. RefSeq names its product cysteine protease. Gene Ontology annotation, molecular function: protein-phosphatidylethanolamide deconjugating activity. The record is from RefSeq and is a predicted model, not a curated record. Lineage: Eukaryota; Fungi; Ascomycota; Pichiomycetes; Serinales; Debaryomycetaceae. The transcript has a single exon. Bases 44 to 1639 code for a protein of 531 amino acids.
CAAUAACCAACAGCUUCUUCUUUCCAACUAUUAACAAUCUAUAAUGAUGGAGUCAGAGGGUCAGAAGAGCUUCAAUAAGAUGGAAGAUCAUAAAGCUAGUGAUGGUCAAUUGGACCAAGAAACAUGUGUAAAAAAGGAGAAUCAACAGGCUGACACGCCCUUCUCCUUAUCUCAACUCUGGCAACAGUUGGUGAAUACUGAAAAGAACAUCGAGAAGAAUCAAGACGAAUCCAAUGAAUCUGGGGAGUGUCCCAAAAACGUUAGUAUUGUAAUAUUAGGUAAGAAAUAUGUGGUGUCAAGCAUUAACGAUAGUGAUGUUGAAGAAGAUAUAUAUUCGAGAAUAUGGCUAACAUAUAGAACAGGCUUUGAACCCAUUCCGAAGGCUAUGGAUGGACCUCAGCCAUUAGGGUUUAUUCAGUCGAUGAUUUUUAAUAGAAAUAUAGCUAGCACCUUUAAUAACAUGCAUGGGUUUGUCGAUAAUGAUAAUUUCACAACUGACGUUGGCUGGGGGUGUAUGAUAAGAACUUCACAGUCGUUAUUAGCCAAUACUUAUCAGAACUUAUUAUUAGGCAAAGACUUUAAGUUUCAAGUUGAAGAACAAAACGAACUACAUAAUAAGCUUAUCGACGCAUUCAAGGAUAAUUAUGAUCGACCAUUUUCCAUACAUAACUUUAUCCAAGUUGCAUCUGAGCUGCCUUUACAAGUGAAGCCGGGCCAGUGGUUUGGCCCAAAUGCUGCAUCAUUAUCAAUCAAAAGAUUGUGCAAGAAGCUCAAUAAUCUGACCAAUGAAGAAAACUUGCCGCAGCUUGAAGUCUUGAUAAGUGAAAGCUCUGACAUUUACGAUGACGAAGUUUCUCAAAUAUUAAACAGUACCAGCAUCUCUGGCUUAUUGAUUUUGCUUCCAGUAAGGUUAGGAAUUGAUAAAAUUAAUUCAAUAUACCAUUCAAGCAUUUUGAAGUUUCUUGCCUUGGAUCAAUCAGUCGGAAUAGCUGGAGGGAAACCAUCUUCAAGUUUCUACUUCUUCGGUUACGAAGAACCAGAUAAUUUGCUUUAUCUUGAUCCACAUUAUCCACAGUUUGUUAAAUCGGAAUAUGAUGCUUUCCAUACUAAAAGAUACCAAUCUUUAAAUAUAAACGAUCUUGACCCCUCCAUGAUGAUCGGGGUUUUGGUGAAAAAUGUUGAUGACUAUCUCCAAUUCAAAUCGGAUUUGCAGGCUGAUGGGAAUAAAAUAGUUCAUUUCCAUUCAAGUAAAGAAGUGAAACAAGUAAGAAGGGCCUCUACAAAGACAGACGUUCCCUCGGCCAGACAGAGACGUAACUCUGAAUUCGUUCACGUCGAUACUAAAGACUGCCAUGACGAUUUUGUCAGUGUUGCUGAUAGAAAAGAGAAUGAUGACUUUAUUGAUCUUGCUGAUGAAUUUGAUGAUCCAGAAUCAUUACCAAGAGAUGUCAAUGGCGAAGAAGAUCAUCAAUAUAACACUCUGGAGAAUGAAAAUGGCCAUCUAUUGUCCAACUCAGCUGAUUCUGGAAACAAGGAUGAUACCGUAAAUGUUUCCAGGCCAGGGUCUCGACCAAGUGAAAGUUUUGAUUUCAUAGAGAAGGUUUCUUCAACGCAAGUUGAAGUUCUUGAUGAUAACUAGGAUUUUUUACUGAUCUUAAAGAAAUUGGUAUAAAUGAACCCCUCCAUCGACAACCAUAUAGAGCCAUAGCUACAUAUAACUUGCUGGCAGGUUAU